This is a messenger RNA of Saccharomyces cerevisiae S288C, 960 nucleotides long. RefSeq names its product mitochondrial 37S ribosomal protein mS35 RSM24 (gene RSM24). Bases 1 to 960 code for a protein of 319 amino acids. Gene Ontology annotation, molecular function: structural constituent of ribosome. The record is from RefSeq and is marked reviewed. Lineage: Eukaryota; Fungi; Ascomycota; Saccharomycetes; Saccharomycetales; Saccharomycetaceae. Gene Ontology annotation, biological process: mitochondrial translation. Gene Ontology annotation, cellular component: mitochondrion. The transcript has a single exon.
AUGAAAGUACCAUUGGGGUUAUGGAAAGUCUCUCGGGGUAAUUUGUGGAGCACCCAGAAAAGGGUUUUGACAAUGUCUAGAUGUUUGAACAGUGAUGCUGGUAAUGAAGCUAAAACUGUGAGAGAAGGACCAGCUUUUUCAGCAGAUCUCUAUAUGCAUCCCGAAAAAUGGAAGGGUUUACCUCCUCAAAGAAUUUUAGAGUUAUAUUGGGAGAGAAUGGCUAGAUUGGGUUCAGAGUAUAAACCUAACAAAGACGAACUGAAUGCCUUAUUAACCACUUCUGAGUACUCAAAUGUACCUGUUAACGAUAUUAAAAAGCUAUAUCACAGAGGAGAACAAGGCGCUAUUGAUAUAAAAGGUGGAAACGUGAAUCGCGAUAACAGUCUUAGACCGUUUAUGUUUGAUGAAUUGCCAUCGCAAGCUCAGGAAUUGGUUGCCCAACAUCGUGAACAAAGGUUCUAUAAUCGAUUAGCCGCAUAUGAGUUACCGCUAUUAGCUCAAUAUCGCCAGGAAUACAAGAGACCAUCUCCAGAAAGUCAUCCGGUCACUUAUAGAUACACUAGUUAUGUUGGCGAAGAGCAUCCCAAUUCGAGGAAGGUUGUAUUAAGCGUUAAAACCAAGGAAUUGGGCCUGGAGGAAAAAUCAUUACAUAAGUUCAGAAUAUUAGCCAGGUCGCGUUAUGAUCAUACUACAGAUAUUUUUAAAAUGUCUAGUGACAAAUUUGAGCAUGCAUCACAAAAUGCACGUUAUUUGCAUGAUAUUCUUCAAAGGCUGUUAGCGGAGUCAAAAGAUUUGACGGAGGACGAUUUUAGCGAUGUUCCCCUUGACACAAGGCAUACUAUAGCUAAGAGUUUACGUAAAAAGAAGCGGGAUUAUGAGUUUCCUGAACACUGGAAACGCCCUGAAGAUGCACCAAAGAAGAAAUUUGAUAUUGUAGAUCAAUUAUUGAGCACUCUUUAA